CCUCUCCACCGGUGUGUUGCAAGGGAGAUCUCAGGAUGGAUUUCCAGAAUCGUGCAGGAUCCAAAUUCGGUGGCGGCGGUGUCGCAUCGCAAUCCGCGACCAAUGCAGACCGUCGCGAACGUCUUCGCAAACUCGCCCUCGAGACGAUCGACCUCGACAAGGAUCCUUAUUUCUUCAAGAACCAUGUAGGAAGCUUCGAGUGUCGUCUGUGCUUGACGGUCCACCAGAACGAUGGCUCCUACCUCGCCCACACCCAAGGCCGGAAACAUCAGACGAACCUUGCGCGACGUGCGGCCCGCGAACAACGGGAAGGGAAGAAUCAGGACCCCUCGUCGCUGCCCGGGGCAAUGGGCGUGCAGGUCAAGAAGCAGACGAUCAAGAUUGGACGGCCGGGUUACAAGAUCACCAAGAUCCGGGACCCCUUGACGCGACAGCUGGGGCUGCUGUUCCAGUUGCAGUAUCAGGAGAUUACGCCGGGAGUGCAGCCCCGGGUGCGUUUUAUGUCGGCGUUCGAGCAGAAGGUGGAGGAGCCUCCGGACAAAAACUUCCAAUAUCUCGUCGUGGCUGCCGAGCCGUAUCAGACGUGCGGUUUCAAGCUUCAGGCGAGGGAGAUCGAUCGCCGAGAUGGCCGGUACUGGACCUGGUUUGACGAGGAUAGCAAGGAAUUCUGGGUGCAGAUCAUGUUCAAGACCGAGCGAGAAGAGCGAUUCAGUGGUGUCCCUGGUCUGGCUCCGGCUAUUGGAUCAUAGAGACUAGCUCGGCUGCUUCGGGGAGGAAAGUGCUGUUCAUUUGCUGGCUGCAAAAUUUGAUGGCGUGUGCUGUUCAUCGAAAGGGUUCAUAACGGCGUUUCAGGAUUCUUUUCUUUUCUUACUUGUGAUAUUGUGACCUAGCACUAUCUUUCCACUGUUAUCGGGUUGUGUGUUGGGAACUCGAGAUGGCUUUCUUCUAAGGUACAAACCGACUUCUUUUUUUUUUCUUCUUUGUUCCAAACUACACAUGUUUCCCUGGCGUCUUCGAGCCACUAGCAUUGUUAUCUAAAAUGCUCCAACAUUUAAAUUAGAU
Aspergillus steynii IBT 23096 is the source of this 1062-nucleotide messenger RNA. Its product is annotated as spliceosome assembly protein PRP11. The record is from RefSeq and is a predicted model, not a curated record. Lineage: Eukaryota; Fungi; Ascomycota; Eurotiomycetes; Eurotiales; Aspergillaceae. Gene Ontology annotation, cellular component: nucleus; U2-type prespliceosome; U2 snRNP. The transcript is spliced from 2 exons. The coding region runs from base 36 to 749 and encodes 237 amino acids. Gene Ontology annotation, molecular function: zinc ion binding; nucleic acid binding. Gene Ontology annotation, biological process: spliceosomal complex assembly.